This is a messenger RNA of Mercenaria mercenaria, 9340 nucleotides long. RefSeq names its product galectin-9-like. NCBI's taxonomy places the organism in Eukaryota, Metazoa, Mollusca, Bivalvia, Venerida, Veneridae. The transcript has 5 exons. The record is from RefSeq and is a predicted model, not a curated record. Gene Ontology annotation, molecular function: carbohydrate binding. The coding region runs from base 7467 to 8783 and encodes 438 amino acids.
CAUACUCAUUAUUAAUUAUUCAGGGACAAGCAAAAUGAACAUAAAUUUUAUUUCCUGUGCUAAUAAAGACAUUAAAUGAAAUUCAUAUUUGCUUCGCUUAAACUGCAUGAAAAUCAAUUAAUGAUUUAGUUUCCGGUUUGAUAAAAGUAAAUGUAAAGAAAAGAGGAUACAAAUUUAAACGAUAACGUUUCAAACUGAACAAAACACCGUUCCAAGGUCAUCUGCAGAGAUAAGGCAGACGCAUAUCGUGUUCGUGAACUGUUAGCUAUUGUAAACAUUUGUCACAUUUAACAUAACAAACGGUGAAAACGGUAUUGUUAUUUUAAAUUAAGGAGUUGUGUUAAUUUAAAUAAAGGAGAAAACAUUAUGGCACUACGUUACCCUGGGUCCAGAAAGGCAAAACCAUUCUUCACAAACAAUCCCCCUGUUCCUUUUGUGCAUAACUUUGGACGACUAACCAACGGUAAACUUAUGCAAAUAGAUGGCGUACCGCAUGCACACCCUACCAGGUUUACAAUAUAUAUCCAACAAGGCGGUGACAGGGAACCUCACGAGAUUGCAAUGUGUUUUGAUGCUAGGUUCAGCUUCAACGCAGAUAAACAUGUUGUAGUACGUAACCACAAGCAGGGUGGUUGGGGAACAGAAGAAAGGGGCAUUCCAUUCUUUCCGUUUUACCAAAGCGUACCAUUUAGUAUUAUAAUAUUGUUUCAACCCAGUUGCUUCAAGGUUGCUGUGAACAACAAUCAUUUCCUAGAAUUCAGCCACCGAUUUCAACCAAUGGGACAUAUAAAUACGCUCCGCAUCGACGGUGAUGUUCAGCUUUCACAAGUGGUUAUUCAGUGAUAAUGGACAUAGAUGGAUAGCGAUUCGAAACUAAGAGCCGCAAGUGACUUUGUACAGUUAAUUGAGAACGUGUUUGAUUGUAUAAAUAGAGUAUUCUUGUUUGAAAAACAAACUGUUUUCAUAGACAAAAUUUCUGAUAAUAUUGCUUAUGCUUGUACAGAAGUAAACCAUGAAAAUAUAUUUUUCGUUGAAUAACCAUUACCCCUGUGUUCUUACGAGCCCAAAUACCCUAUAUUUAUUCAUAUCAUUAGAUGCAGAAUUCAAGUCCAAAUUUUGUUAUGUAGCAAAUGCAUAUGUAUAUUAUGUCAAACAUUCACAAGGCAAUCAUGAUGAUAACGGUCAUUCUCCUACAUUUAAGUUAUUAUUUUUGGUUUUCUUUUAAACUGGUCAUUUAAAGGUACAACCCUCUAUUGCCACGCGCUAUAAUGAAGAAAAAGAGUAUUGUCCAAACCUCUGUAAUAAUUUCAAAUGUUUCAAGGAUAGUUUCGAUAGAUAAUUACAGUUACAAACUAUAUACCUCUCUGCAUAACAUUAUUACAAAUUAAUAGUCGCUGCCGAUCAGUAUUUCGACAAAGAUCGACUGUCAUUCGUUCUUUCCUAUAUAUAAACUAAUAAAGUCCAUUGUUGACAUUUUUUUUACUUGUUACUGGUGCACAUAUAAAUCCCACUCCGUUACAAAAAUCAUAGUACGCAAAGAACUCUUAAUACGGUCUGUACAUAGUUAACGUCUUGGUUCUCCAAUUAACUUAUUAAAUAUAUUCUGUUUAUCUAAUAACACGCCUUUCAUGUUUAUAUUUGCAUUUUUCUAGCGGUGUUAUUGAAAACAAAAGCAGGGUGUUUAUUCUGCAGACAAUACGACAAUAUGAGGGUACUGCUUACAGUUGGCAUAAUGUUCACCACUAUUUUUUUUUCUUUCCAAGUUUAUGAGUGGACAUCAUGGGGGAAUAGCUCUGUAAUGAAUUAAAGUCUAGAAAAUGAAUCUGAAGUACCUUAAUUUAAUAUUUCAUUCAUUAGUAUAAAAUUUUCAAACACGAAUUAUUAGCCCUGCCCAUCCCCUUCCCACCACAUUUUAAGCAGCAGACGUUUAUCACAGAGAUGUAUACGUACAAUAUAAGUACAUUUGUGUUAAGAAGUAACUUUCUGUACAAUUAUAACGACCAUAACCUAAGCCAAAUGAUUCUAUUUUAACACAUCAAUCAUUAUCAUUCUUUUAGUUUAAACAAUAAGCAUCUUAAAAAAAGAUACACGGCCACAUUAGCCAAUGGCAACUUUAAGCUACGAAACGUGCAUGCCCUCUGCACUUUUACAUACGCAAGGUAAACAUACGCGGGUAUUGAAAAAACAAAACAAAAAAUGUUAUUUUUAAAGUAAAAUUGUCAUUUUUUAUGUAGAUCCUAUUUUACAGAAAACACAUUUUUAACAUCAUAAUUAUAUUAAUCAUAAGCUAAGAAACUUUGACAAAAGAUAAGACUUAAAAGGCGGGGCGAAAAAUGAAAACGAAAUGGCCAAUUUGAAAUCGUCAAGGGAUAUCACAUGACCGAAAUGGGUUGACUGGGGGGACGAGCUGACUGAAAUCGUUUACGGGAGAUCCCUCCGUAUCAGAAAGUUUGUAGUUGACCUCUGCCGCAGUUUUAGUACCGAUGCGAUUCAGGUUUGGUUUAAACAAUUUAUUUAGCAUAAUUGCAUUUGUUACAAUGUUACAUAUAUCAACUUAUAGGAUUGAGUAGGAAGCUUACAGCUUUUUUAGAAACUCUCUCCCUAUACAUAAUUUGAUUUUAAUGGUAACAAAAUGAAUCAUCUAUAUUACAUGUUUUGCUUGCAGUUUCUUCGUUGAUCAAAAUGGUAUGAGGCAUAAAUUUGUCAAACUGUAAAACAAAAUUUGGCUUGUAAAAGAAUACGUUUUCAGAUGUAUAGUUUAAAUUGUUGAUUUAGACAUAAAUCUAAACUUUGAUAUACAAUGCAUAUUGAUAUCUUAAAGAAUGUGAUAGGAAAGAAGGAGGCGAAAUAGAGGAGUUGUGAGUAAUAGGUCAGAAAUAGGAAUGCCACUUUAGACACAUGGAGUUUUUAGGACUUUUCUUAAAGCUGUGUAGUAGGGCUACAGUGGCAUAGAACCUGGGACUCAAAGCUAUAAUUUUUAAUAGUACUUAAAAUACCUAUCAAAUCUAUUUGUUUUCUGAAUGUAUUUAUGUACAUGUAGAAAUAUUGAUUCAGUGUGUUUGUAACGGAGCGAUCACCAUAUAACAAUGUUUUUAGUGUAACAGUGGUUAUUGCACUAACAUUGUUUAGGAGUUAUGUGCGUUCUCUUUGAUAUAAAGGACAUCCGAAUAAGAAAUGAUAUGAGUCUUCUACCUCCCCUCACACACAAGAAGGACUGUUUACAAUGUUUUUUGAACAAAUGUUCAUUCAGAGAGCUGCAGUGAGUCCUAAGCCUAGCAUGAAGAAUUUGGAGUUUGCGUUCACCUACAUAAUAAUUACGUGGGACGUCCAAUACGUCAGAAUAAAGUUGUCUUUUGAAGAUUCUUAAAGUGGGAGAAUUCCUGUGAUCUAAUGGUAGCUGGUUCCAGUCUGUUUAGGUUUAUGUAUAACAAUACAACUCAACGCACCUGCACACCCAUUAAGAAAAUAUUAUUUACUCCAUUCAAAACCCUGUGGAAUUUUUCAUCCACCAAUUAAAAUAUACAGUUUUAAUCAGUAAAUGACAUUCACCCCAGAUAUUUACAGGAAGAAAAGGUUAAUUCAGUACCGGCCUGUGGCCGGAACAUGCACAUAAUCGUUUUAGUUUUAUUCUAAAUGUCUAUUCUAAAUAAAAAGAUACUUGUUUUAUAUCUAUUACACUUCCAAUCAGCAGUUUACAUUUGUAUCAUGAAACCAUCCAAAGUAUUUCUGGGGUGAAAAUAUGGAAAGGUUCGAAUCUUCAUUAUAUUUACUAAACGACGAAAGUCAUUCACCGAUAACUGUAUCGCAUGACUGUCAACAUCAGAAAGCUCCUGACGCGAUACAUUCAAAAGACUAUAUAUACUAAUAGUUUUCAUCUAAUGUUUUCAUUUUUAUUUAGGAAAUCUGCAGUAUCAGAGAAAACGGUUUACAAGUGGAAAGCGUGAAUUUUAAAAAUAGCCAGGCUGUCCUUAAAGACAGUGCUUGUUCUGUUAGGCCUAAAUCCAUUGGCAAAUAUGGUAUGGACAUGACCCUAUACCUUUCAUUUCACCAUAUUAUAGGCCAAAUGUUUAUUUACGAAUGCGUGAUGUGUCAAUAACAUAAUUAUCUGUACAUUGUAGAAAAAAAAGUCUGAUAAAAAAUAUGAUUUUCCCAUAGACUCACAUCAUGGAAACUUUUUAGUUCAUUUUUAAAUCAGUAUUGCAAAAAUUCAAGCACAAUAUGCUAUAUUUUUGUUUUCCAAUUUUUCUAAGUACAUUCGUAAGAAAGAAAAUUUUGGAAAUAAAAAUAUAAAUUAAAUAAAGUAUAUUCUGAAGUCUUGAAAAAUCAGGAUUCUACGUUCUAGAAACAAAAAUGACACGAACGUGCAGAACUGUCUUAAGUUGUGCGUUUCAGCUGACUUAUGAACGCUGCUCGUACUUUGCUGAUUAAAUAUGACAAUCGACCGAUUUUGAGGUAUCCAUCGUAUGAAAUAGGUUUAUAGAAUAUGCAAAUAACUGUCGGAGGCUGUACAUUGUGAUGGAAAUAUAUAGAAAAUAUUCAAGAUUUUUGCAUGAAUAUGGUUUUUGUUUUCAUCGAAUGGUAUUAAGAUAUAAUAGUUCACGAGUGGCGUAGCCACGAUAGAAAUAUAUGGAGACGAAAAUAAAAAGAAUAUGAAAAAAAAAAGAUUUUUUCUGUUUAUUACAUAAACAAAAGAUUGAAAACGUCUUUUGUUUACAUUUAGAACGAGCGACAGCAAAAACAAUACAUUUUUCCGUUCAGCCGAAAUUUAGUCUUAUAUUGGAAAUAGACAAAAAAGUUACCUUUAGAAAGCAUCCGCGAAAAUAUAGAAUGUAAAAUGUACGAGUUGCAUAAAACUCGCAGGUGCCGGUAAUUUUGACAAAUUGUUGUUUAAAACUGUCCCGAGUAAUGUCCCUUCGCGGAAGGUUAAAUGCCAUGUACAUAUACCGGUUAGGAUGUAACGUAGGGGGGUUGCGAUCAUUGGAACUAAAAAUAGUUUGCUCCACUACCCAUAUACAUUUCACUUCUGAAACUGAAUAAUUUGAUUAAACGGCUAUUUUUAUACAAUGAUAUAUUCAAUGGCGUUGUACAUAAUAAUUAUUAUUAUUACAAUAUUAAUAAUGACAAUAACAAUAAAAACAGUCAUAUUGUAACAGUCAUCUCCCCUUGAGGUCACUUUACCCCUGUUGCGAAUACCAGUGCUUAAAGCAUGACAUGGUGCGUCCAGACGAGCUGCAUAUAGAGGUUCAAAGUCCCGGUUAAUGGUGCCACUAUUUAAAAAAGAAAUACUACACACUACCCUACCCAUAGAGCCUUACCAACAAGUGCGUUUAAUUAAAGAAAUCUUUGAAAUAUAAUUUUUGAGAUGUGAAACCUUUUACAAAAAUUUAAGAACCAUCACCUUUCGCAUAAUACACAGUUGUCAAAAGUUUAAAACAUGCCGCGAAAUCUCUGAAAUACAGUGUCUUAAGAUUUUUUUUUUUACAUGUUUACUUCUAAUGUUCUAAUGAUACCAAUAAACUCGAGAAUACUUAAAUAGUUCUGGAAAACCAGUGAAAAUAUAGAAAAUAUGUCACAGCGCAGUAAACUAUAGCCAAAUAUGUUUUACUGCACUGAAAAAUAGAUACAAUGAAAAUAUAGAUUAUAUUUCAUAAAUAUUUAUAGGUAUUUCAGUGGAAAGUAUAUAUAUUCAAUGACAAUACUCUGUCGUUGGUGCACCGUAUCAGCCGCUAACGGCUAAGCUAGCAAGUUUUACCGGUAUGCUUAAGUAUAAUCUGAUGUUUUUAACACUUUCCGCACUUUCGGCAUUUUCACAAAUGAUUUUAGAUAUGCUUUACAUUUCUACACAAUGUGCUUUAUAUUUUUACAUAAAUGAUUUUAGAUAUGUUUUACAUUUUUACAUAAAUGAUUUAAGAAAUACUUUACAAUUGGCGUUUUCUUCUCGGCGAUAUAUGACCAUUUUGUGUCGAUUCGCCGUAAAACCCAACUCACUCACUCACCAAAAGCAAAUCUUGUCUCGUUUCCAAUGAAAUAAUGUUAAAGAGAACAUUGUAAGACAUAUGUGUAUAAUAGGAAUAACAGCUUAACAUGUUUGACAAAUUCUUAAAAUGUUUUCCGUUGGUUUCCGGAAUCGAUGUGUAUUGUUAAAGAUGGAUGACCUUCUAUGUAGAUCUAGGUGAAUGUGUGGUUUUAUUUCUCAAAGGACUUGUUCAUCCUAACAGCAAUGGUAGAGAUUAUAUGAUUAUAAGUAAGAAACUUUAACCUGUAAGGCAUGGAUGCCUAUAUCCGGAAAGAUAUCCUUACAUUAACAUACAUACAUUAUAAGAUAGUAGCAGUGUAAUGUUUAAAAAGUCUUGGGACUAGAUCAACAGGGACGCCGGAAGGCAAACAAUGAACUUGUUCUAAAAUGUUAAAGUCAAUGAAUUAUUAUAAGCGGACUAUCUUCAGAGUUGUGUAGGCGUUGGAACACUCUGAACACAUUAGGCUGCAAUUAUCUAUAUCUAUAUUAAGUGUAGGCAUCCCUCAUCUUCAUAUGAACGACAUUACCAAUCAGCGUGCUAUCAUGUUGUAGAGAACAAUUUAUACCUUGUAUCAGUAGAUUGCAGUGUAACUGAAAUAUCACAUAAUUGCAACAGAUAAAUGUAAAUCGAAUAUUUUGCGCAUUUAUCAUUAAUCGGGUGAUUAUGUAUCUUACAAAGGCAAGAGAUACAAAGCAACAUCAAUGCAUAUUUCUAGAGGGAAUUCUUAUAAAUUAUUUUCAUUAUUUUUAUCAAAUUUUCAAAUGUCAGCCUGUCCAUGUGUUUACUGUAGAUCCCAAUGAGCCUAACACUGGUUAUGCAACCGUAUGAAACGUGUCUUUGGUUCAAUUUUUUUUUUGCUUUCGUUUUACAACAUGGACCGUCUAUAAAAUGCUUCCAGGACUUUUAGCAAGUCAUUUAUAGGUUUCUUUGAUGGUGGCAAAGCAAAACACAAUAAGCGGUGUAUCUUAAAUUUAUCUCUCGUUUGUUAUGUGCCCAUUAAAUAAACAACAGGUAGAAUUGUUCACAGUCAAACUUUACUCAAAUACUUUAUGAAUACGUUAACAGUUUAUUAAAUACAAAAAGGAAUUUAAAAUUUCGGUAAGCACACGUUAGUGCGUUACUAUCACGUGUCUGCUGUUCAGACAUGCGACUGUAAGGUAAGAAUAUGACAAGCAAAUUAACACAUUUUAAGUCGACCUAAUCUUCUCCCUAAAUGUUUUAACAUUUAUAUGAAAUGACAUGAUGAUAGUAUUUAUUUCAUUAUACAAGGUUCAUGUUCUGUAUUGCCGAUUUCAUUUACUUUCGAUACAUAAAUUCAUGUCAGUUUUGUCUUUAUAGCGGUUGUGUGAUACAUGCAUUGUUCGCUAGCUAUCUGUGCUAUAAGCAAAAGAUUAUCAAGACAUCAAAUGAAAAUAGUCAUGAUAGUAUGUAUUUCAUUAUACAAGGUUCAUGUUCUGUAUUAUGUUUUCUUUGUUUGUGGAAGAUUUAGAACUGUAUUUGCAAAAGAGAAUAGAUGUUGGGCUCUCUUUAAAUGAAUUAUGUCUUAUUUUAUUGUUAUUUGCUGACGACAUGGUAAUUUUAGCUGAAACACCUAUUGAUUUGCAGUCGUCUCUAGACACACUUUAUGAUUAUUGUAAUACUUGGGGCCUUGAAGUAAAUGUAGACAAAACUAAAUGUGUUGUGUUUAGAAAACGUGGAGGCUUGCUUAGAGGCGAAUCUUGGUACUAUGGAAACAACUCUUGUAUUAUAGAGACUGUAAAUGAUUUUAAUUAUUUAGGGGUUACUCUGAAUUAUACAGGGAAUUUUACAUUAAACACCCAGACUAUGUACGGAAAAGGCCUUAAAGCUAUGAACACGCUAAUUGCUAAUUUAAAGAAACAUGAAACAUUAACAAAAUUAGCAUUGCAACUAUUUGAUUCCUUUGUGGGUUCCACAGUUAGCUACGGCUGUGAAAUAUGGGGACUUUCUAAGUCCAAACAGUUGGAAACUUUACAUAUUAAAUUUUGCAAAACGUUGUUGGGAGUUAGGCAAUCCACGUGUAAUGUUGCAGUAUAUGGGGAAUUGGGACGGUACCCUUUAUAUAUUAAUAGGUAUGUGCGCAUUGUAAAAUAUUGGUUAAAAUUAUGCCAGAGCAAUAACAUUAUAACCAUUGUAAACUUUGAGCUUAAUGAUUCCGCCGUGGGCAAAGUAAAUUGGUUUACUCAUGUUAAAGAUCUUUUGUCAAAAUACGGGUUUUUGUAUAAAUGGAAUGAUAUUAUAAAUAAUAGGCAUCUGAGGAAGAAUGUAGAUUCAGUAUUUAUUUCUAUGUUUAAACAACGUCUGAUAGACGAAUUUACCCAAGAAUGGCGAAAUGGUGUUAAUAGUAUGGAAGUAUUGACUCUGUAUAAAAGUGUUAAAGAAUCAUUAAAACUGGAACCAUAUUUAAAUAAUAUUGUGUCUCGUAAUCUGCGCAUUCCACUUACAAAACUUCGUGUGUCUGCUCAUAGUCUAAGAAUACAGACUGGCCGAUAUGGUCGAGACAGAAUAGAUAGAAAUUUAAGGUUUUGUCAAAUAUGUAACAGCAAUGAUAUAGAAGAUGAAUUUCAUUUUGUAUUUAAAUGUUUCCCGUAUGAACAAGUGAGACGUAAAUAUAUCAAACAUUAUUAUAGAUCUAGACCAAGUAUGCUUAAAUUUACCCAACUGUUAUCCACCAAAAAUAAACCAGAACUAUAUAUGUUAGCUAAAUUUAUCCAGGAAGCACUUGAAAUACGUAGACUUAGACUGUAAUAUGAAUUAAUUUAUGUAUACCAGUAAUUAUGUUUGUGUUAUUUGUAAAUAUAACGUCUGUUCUAAAGCAGCAUUGUACAUGUAUAAUACUAUUCCUGUAUUUGAAUGUGUAUAGUAGACUGCGAUCUUGCAGUGAGAAACAGGUUUGAUUAUAAUGAAGUAUAUUGUUUUUAUGUCAUAAGGCUACUGUUUACAAAAUACUAGAGUUAAUGUGUAAUAUGCCAGACUAUAAGACAUAUUGUGAGUUUUGGGCAGAUAUUUAUAUAUGUAUAAUAUUCGUUUCUGUCCAAGAGUAGAUAUUAAACAUAUUGAUUAAUGAAGGUAAUACUAGUAGAAAUAUCAGCUUUAGACUGUAUGUAUAUGUUAUUGUACAGAUAUCGACACACAUCAAACCGUUGUUAAUUAUGUAUGUCCAUCCGAAAAUAUUUUCCAUCCAUUCAUUUGGACACAUCUGUAUUCUUAAUGUCACAUUUUCGUUAUCACAUGAAUAUUAAAAUGUUUUUGCUUGUCACUAGAAACUGUAAUAGUUUUUGUGAGAAAUAAAAUAUGUUCUGUUC